Pteropus alecto (black flying fox) is the source of this 1037-nucleotide messenger RNA. RefSeq names its product olfactory receptor 51M1. Gene Ontology annotation, biological process: G protein-coupled receptor signaling pathway. NCBI's taxonomy places the organism in Eukaryota, Metazoa, Chordata, Mammalia, Chiroptera, Pteropodidae. Gene Ontology annotation, molecular function: G protein-coupled receptor activity; olfactory receptor activity. Bases 17 to 1003 code for a protein of 328 amino acids. The transcript has a single exon. The record is from RefSeq and is a predicted model, not a curated record. Gene Ontology annotation, cellular component: membrane.
GCUCGGUACUUGAGGAAUGCCAGCCCAAUAUCACCUCAGUCCUCAAUUCAUGCUCUUGUCCAACAGCACUCAGUUUAGCCCCCUAUUCUACCUCACCAGCUUUCCUGGAUUGGAAGCCAUCAAACACUGGAUUUUCAUCCCCUUUUUUCUUAUGUACCUGGUGGCCAUCUCAGGCAAUUGUUUCAUUCUGAUAAUUAUUAAGACCAACCCUCAUUUGCACACACCCAUGUACUAUCUACUAUCCUUUCUGGCCCUCACAGACCUGGGACUGUCAGUAUCUACUUUGCCCACUACAAUGGGAGUCUUUUGGUUCAAUUCUCAUGGUAUCUAUUUUGUAGCCUGCCAAAUUCAGAUGUUCUGCAUCCACUCAUUUUCCUUCAUGGAGUCCUCAGUACUCCUUGUCAUGUCUUUUGACCGCUUUGUGGCCAUCUGCCACCCCCUGAGGUAUUUGGUCAUUAUCAAUGACCAGCGAGUGGUCAGGGCAGGCCUGAUUGUCAUCUUCCGGGGACCUGUGGCCCUUGUUCCUAUUGUCCUCCUCCUGAAGGCUUUUCCCUAUUGCGGGCCUCAAGUCCUCUCUCAUUCUUUCUGUCUCCACCAGGAGGUUAUACACUUGGCCUGCACAGACACUACCUUCAAUAACCUCUAUGGGCUGACUUUGGUGGUGUUCACUGUGAUGCUGGACCUUGUGCUCAUUGCUCUGUCUUAUGGAGUCAUCCUACACACAGUGGCAAGACUGGCCUCCCAAGAGGAGCAGCAUCGAGCCUUCCAAACGUGUACCUCGCACCUCUGUGCUGUGCUGGUAUUCUUCGUGCCUAUGGUGGGGCUGUCCCUAGUGCACCGCUUUGGGAAGCAUGCCCCACCUGCUGUUCACCUUCUUAUGGCAAACGUCUACCUUUUUGUGCCUCCCAUGCUUAACCCAAUCAUAUACAGUAUUAAGACAAAGGAGAUCCGCCAUGCUAUCAGCAAGCUCCUGGGUCUUAGAAAGGCCAGUGCUGAGUCCUAGGGCUAAAAUUCCUCUGGCUGCCCAGAAGAGGGUC